CUCUCGGCGUAGUCACUCCACUCGACAUUUCUUAACCAAGAUCGCUGGUCCGAGGACUUGCAAGGAUCGCUCCACGAGUGAUUUCCUUAGUCGCGUUGCAAUGCACCAUGGAUAGCCCCUUCCAGAAUCAAAAUCAUAUAAAACGGAGCCCUUAUUGAACUACAGGAUCCACCAAACCGACAAUCCAUCCCCUCCCUCAACUGGUCUUUUGCCAGUUCUGUCCCUACCUUACGACGCCAUCCUUGGCCUUAGUUGAGGCCCAACAAACCCAUGAAACCUCCGACUCUGAAAUCGCUCCGAGCUCUGCUCGCUUUGGUCUUGCUCAUCUCUCAAGCCCUCUCUGUCAAACUCCACCGAGAAACCUUCAACAGCGUUGGUUCAUUGCCCGAAGUCGUGGUCGGAGUGGCCGCGAAAACGGCGCUCCAACUUGGCAACCAGCUUUUUCAGUUGACAGGCGCGCCUUACUUCACCGGCUUCUUCGAUGAGAGGGUCUACUUCCGUGUCGGUUCAGUGGGAUAUGUCGUAUCGAUGCAUCUUAACCCAAUCAUGGACAACAUGACCUCUAGGUCCUACAUAGGCGGCCAACUCACUGCGGCCGACGUUGCCCAAUCCGCGCUCGAACUGGUGAAAUGGAUGGAAGAUCUAAGAAAGGGGAAGACAAUGUAUCCUUAUGGGGCUAUAGGAUACGAAUCAGACAACAGUUGUGCCCUGGGAGGCCUCUUCUAUGACAUCUAUCAGGACAACCGAUCCCUUCCCCCUCUGUGGUCCAACAAUGUUCACCGCGCGAACAGGAACAAGACCGGUGUCCUCUCCGGCGGUUUCCCUCCCCUAGUCCUCACUAACUUGGCCAGGGACGAUCUCCUCCCCAGAGCACCAAAGACCAAUGGUCAACAGCUCUGCUCGCGUGCCGAUAACGUCUGGGCGGCCUGUAAAGGCUCAGACACCAUUGUCUCUGGGACUAUACUCGGUCCUGGUCAGAGCCUCUACUCCGAACUGGGCGCACGUCUCUAUGUGGAGAAGGGCGGCAACCUGUGUCUCUACUAUUAUAAGCCAGAUCCUGUCAACUACUGGUGCUAGAACCAUGGUCUGGACUGGUCAGGCAAGAACUUUGGUGUCUUUCUCAACGCUAGCGGACAAGUCUGUCUCAUCCGCCUCGAUAACAGCAACGAGAACGCCUAUUGCACCCAACCCAGUGGUGGAAUGGACAGGUACAGGAUGACCCUGCAGAACGACGGCAACUUGGUCGUCUAUCAGGGCAUCAACGGGGAUGCUCUCUGGUCCAGCCGCUCGGACAUCUUUCGAGCUGGUGGACCUAAAGCAUGCACACACCGAGUUCUUGCAUAGAAACAAUAUCCCCCAUCAUAAACAGUAGUCGGAGGGAUAUCCGAGGAUGCUUAAGAUAAACUCAGUGCUCCGUUUCCUCUGACGAGUACUUGCUGCGAUAGAAUAACCAUUCGAGAUAGAAGUACAGUAGCUACCUAAAGAUAGCUAACGAAAGGCCCC
This is a messenger RNA of Gamsiella multidivaricata, 1503 nucleotides long. RefSeq lists its product as uncharacterized. The record is from RefSeq and is a predicted model, not a curated record. The transcript is spliced from 2 exons. Bases 271 to 1077 code for a protein of 268 amino acids. NCBI's taxonomy places the organism in Eukaryota, Fungi, Mortierellomycota, Mortierellomycetes, Mortierellales, Mortierellaceae.